UUGUUUUUCCAUGGAGCUCACAAUUGAAAUUCAAAUGUCUGUUUCAAAAUUUUCAUUUGGAAGCUUUUCUGUAAUCCUUCAACCUUUUCUCGUUCUCAACUCCAGUUUCUGGUGGAUUUUGAUCUUUUUAUACAUUUAUUCUUCACAUAAAUGCUACAAUAAGCAAGAUUUGUUCUGUAUAUCAAACCAAACAAAAACUGAACCAACAAAAUUCAGCCCAUCGAAACCAUUUAGCUGCCAUUUUUUCGUUUCUUGUUAUCGGAAACUUCAUACAACAACCCCAACACGGCUUGUUCUUUUUUGCAACUGCGGCCGUUGUAAACCAAAAUAAACCCAGCUCCUAAACUAAGUGUUUGUGAUGUUUUUGAAUUUGAAGAGUUUUUGAAUCAGAUUGAUUGGGGGAGAAGAAACCCUUUUCAUCAAUCUAAAUUUCCAACAAAACCCUCUUUACCAAAUGGACAUUGCUUUCAAACCUUCGAGGAUUCUUCCCCUCAACAAGAUACCCAAUACACUCAUCUUUUCUCCACGUCCUUGUAAGAUUUCAGUCUCCCAAACCAAGCGGUUCGCUCCAAUGGCUGCUCUUGCAGCCUACCCUGUUGUUGGACUGUCCGAAACAUUUAAAAAAUUGAGAGAACAAGGCAAGGUUGCAUUGAUCCCCUACAUCACUGCUGGUGAUCCUGAUCUUUCGACCACAGCUGAGGCAUUGAAAGUGCUUUCCACAUGUGGAUCAGAUAUAAUUGAACUUGGUGUUCCAUAUUCGGAUCCCUUGGCAGAUGGUCCUGUUAUACAGGCUGCAGCCACUCGGUCCUUGGCCAGAGAGACAAACUUUAAUGCAAUAAUUUCUAUGCUGAAGGGGGUGAUUCCUGAACUAUCUUGUCCAAUUUCCCUUUUCACAUAUUAUAACCCAAUUCUUAAACGUGGCGUCGAGAACUUCAUGAUGAUAAUAAAAGAUACAGGUGUACGAGGGCUUGUUGUUCCGGAUGUUCCUCUUGAGGAGACUGAAGUCUUAAGAAAAGAAGCUGUAAAGCACAACAUUGAACUGGUACUCUUAACUACACCAACCACGCCAAAAGAGAGGAUGAAAAAGAUCGUUGAAGCUUCAGAAGGAUUUGUUUAUCUUGUGAGCUCCAUUGGAGUUACCGGUACUCGGACAUCAGUUAGUGGCAGAGUUCAAACUCUCCUUGAGGAAGUUAAAGAGGUUACGGAAAAACCAGUAGCAGUUGGUUUUGGUAUAUCGAAACCCGAGCACGUGAAGCAGGUGGCUGAGUGGGGGGCAGAUGGUAUUAUUAUUGGUAGUGCUAUGGUGAAGCUGUUGGGUGAAGCCCAAUCCCCCGAGGAAGGAUUGAAGGAGCUUGAAAACUUCACCAAAUCCUUAAAAUCUGCACUCUCUUGAUGACAUAAACCAAGCUGUGUCUUUAAUCUGUAAACAAGUGCUCAAAUUGCACUUUCAUUCUACAAUUACUUCUCAAAUACUUUCAUUUGCUUUUCUUUUCUUCUUUUCUCAAACAGUGUUUCCCUUUUCUUUUGACAGUGAAUAAAACUAUCAACUCAUAUUUUCUUUAAGGUAUUUGUCAUGGAAUAUAAUGAGAAUGUUUUCUUGCAGUA
Messenger RNA from Cucumis melo (muskmelon), 1605 nucleotides. RefSeq names its product tryptophan synthase alpha chain-like. Gene Ontology annotation, cellular component: chloroplast; cytosol. The coding region runs from base 455 to 1393 and encodes 312 amino acids. Gene Ontology annotation, molecular function: tryptophan synthase activity. The record is from RefSeq and is a predicted model, not a curated record. Gene Ontology annotation, biological process: L-tryptophan biosynthetic process. The transcript has 9 exons. NCBI's taxonomy places the organism in Eukaryota, Viridiplantae, Streptophyta, Magnoliopsida, Cucurbitales, Cucurbitaceae.